UUUCAUUUUCCUUUUCGACGAACGAGGCGUUCGUUCGAUCGUUUAGUCACGUCACCUUUUUAUCCGUGUAAUGUCUGAAUUUUGCAUCACACAUGCUUAGGGGUAACCGAAAUAAGAAAAAAUCCAAGAAUCCCCGCACCAGAAGAAAAGUCCGAGCAAUAAAGGCGAUAAAUGUGAAUUAGAAAGUGUGAACUGAAGUCGCGAGGUGUACGGUUCGUCCGGUUCAAUCUGGUUUUUAGCAGUUUGAAUCGCGAGUUGGGCCCUUUCCCCGCAUAUUCCUUUAUUUAGAAGUUUAUUUGUGUGUAAUAGAGACUUAUUUGAAAUUAUCUUACGUGUUUUUGUGGUGAAUUAGUUCUAAUUAAAUCCAAACAAAAUGUCUGAGGAGUCGUCAGCAGAUCGAAAUGUCGAAAUUUGGAAGAUCAAGAAACUCAUCAAAAGCCUCGAAAUGGCGCGAGGCAAUGGCACAUCCAUGAUCUCACUGAUCAUUCCACCGAAGGAUCAGAUCUCGCGCGUGUCCAAGAUGUUGGCCGACGAGUUUGGCACCGCGUCCAACAUCAAGUCGCGAGUCAACCGGCUCUCUGUGCUCGGCGCCAUCACAUCUGUGCAGCACCGACUGAAACUGUACACGAAAGUGCCACCAAACGGCCUCGUGAUCUACUGCGGCACCAUCGUCACCGAGGAAGGCAAAGAAAAGAAGGUCAACAUAGACUUCGAGCCGUUCAAGCCCAUCAACACCUCUCUCUAUUUGUGCGACAAUAAGUUCCACACCGAAGCGUUGACUGCCCUUCUGGCUGAUGACAACAAGUUUGGUUUCAUCGUCAUGGAUGGUAACGGAGCCCUGUUUGGUACGCUACAAGGAAACACUAGAGAGGUCCUCCACAAGUUUACCGUCGAUCUGCCCAAGAAGCACGGUCGCGGUGGGCAGUCCGCUUUGCGUUUCGCCCGUCUCCGUAUGGAGAAACGUCACAACUACGUACGGAAAGUGGCCGAAGUGGCCACUCAGCUGUUCAUCAGUGCUGAUAGACCAAACGUAGCCGGGUUGAUCCUUGCUGGUUCCGCUGACUUCAAGACUGAGCUCUCGCAGUCCGAUAUGUUUGAUCCGCGUUUGCAAGCCAAGAUCAUAAAAUUGGUGGAUGUUUCCUACGGUGGAGAGAACGGAUUCAAUCAGGCCAUUGAGCUGGCAGCCGAGUCUUUGCAAAACGUCAAGUUCAUACAGGAAAAGAAGCUCAUCGGACGAUACUUUGAUGAGAUCUCGCAGGACACGGGUAAAUACUGCUUCGGUGUGGACGAUACGUUGAGAGCCCUCGAGCUGGGUGCCGUUGAAACGCUCAUAUGCUGGGAGAACCUUGAUAUACAGAGAUAUGUGCUGAAAUCUCACGCUACCAACCAGGAGACCAUCCUGCAUCUCACCCCCGAGCAAGAGAAGGACAAGUCACAUUUCACUGAUAAAGAGAGUGGCGUAGAAUUGGAGCUGGUUGAAUGCCAGCCCCUACUCGAGUGGCUCGCAAACAACUACAAGUCGUUCGGGGCCACGCUCGAGAUCAUCACCGACAAGAGCCAGGAGGGCAGCCAGUUUGUGAGAGGAUUCGGAGGGAUAGGCGGUUGUCUCCGCUACAAGGUCGACUUCCAGUCGAUGCAACUCGACGACGAGGAGAUCGACAACCUCUACGACAUCGACGACUAUUAAACACGCUGCCUUGGACCACCGAACAGCCAGCUUGUCCAAUCCGUAGACAAUAGAGAAUGGAUUGAGCGUUUCCUGUCCAGAUUUAAAGCAAAGUUGGGCCGACAGCGUGCUGCGUUUCCAACUUAACACAUUCACUGCGAACGUAAACUUUUUAUGUCAGCGGUCGUCCGCCAUAACCCUUUGCGCGAACCAAAAUCGAAUUCAUUACAUUUGCGAGUAAGAAAAAUCUCUGUAAAUAAUAAAACAGGGACAAAAAACAGCCCUUGCUGAGUUUCUUGCCGGUUCUUCUCAGUACAAGGACUCCCGCCGUAGAUUUACGAACCGAUGGCGUAGCUUCUAGACAUUCAUGAGUGCUUGUAACAGCUAAAACUGAAUAAAUGAUUUUGAUUAUGAUUAUUAUGAUUUGUCGAAAUAUAUAUGGUAAUUUGAACAGCAACGCCACAACGGACGUAACGAGAACUGGAAAUCAGUACACAUUUGACGUUUAUCUAGAUCUAAUUCAUCUAUUCGAAUUGUGUGGCUGAAGUGGCUGCUUUCUUUACGCAGUGAACGUGUUUAAGAAAUUGACCAAUGGCAUUGCUCGAAAUAAACAUAAUGGAAGUGCUAUUGGUCAAUUACUUUAAGAGUGCUUCAGUCUGCUUCUUUGGAAACGCAACGAACGAAGAGAUCGUACGCCCAAUACUUCGUAUAGGUUUUGUUUAUAGCAUUUUCUCCUACUAGAAAGUUUUCAUUUAUAUUCGUUCAGUCCAUUCUCUAUUAUCUAGGGUCUAGUCAGACACGACGGUGGUUCCGGUUGCGCGAACCGGUAUUCCGAAAAAAGACAACCGAUUCUUGAAACCGGUAAUUCGAUUGCUGACACCGGUAAUCGGAAACCCGGAACCGGUUUAUCGAAUCGAUAAAAAACCGGUUUUCGUGUUGGUCACCUAAUACCGGUCGACCCUCCUGGACAAGCUGUCUGAAGCAUGGCACACUGAAUACAUAGUUAUAUUGUUAUUUCUAACGUUUGAACAUUCAAUGUAACAAAAAAGUGGCUCUUUGCAAUGAUAUUUAAGCAAACUAAAAUAUUACCCUAACUCUAGAAACCGAAAGUCGUAAUGAAUAUAGUAAACUUGCGAAUAGCGACGACCAUAGACAAGGGCGCCUGCGCAGUAGUUUUUCAUACAAAGACGUCAAAUUCGCAACUUUUUUUGUCUAUGGAUUUCCCCAAGAAGUUUGCCGCUGCCUUAUAACAUAGUAACAUUAAAAAGGGAAUUUUCACUAAAUAGGGUAUAUAUUUUUUUUAAUAUUUGCCAUAUCAUUAAUUCAUAUGAACGUAUUGAGACUGUUAAUUUGUGCACAAAAACUGUAUUUAGUGUGCCACAGCUUUAUCGUCAUGUUUUUACCGCGCCAAGUCGAAUUAGUUAAUUUAUGUUAUCGCGUUAAUGUUGCGGGCAUUGGAUGCAAUAACGAUACCAUUCGGAUGUUGGUAUAUUAAAACUGUACUUUUGAAAAUUAUCAGUGCCUUUAAUUAUUAGCAAUUCAACAUGGAAGGAUAAGGGAAAAGAGUGUAUGAUGGGUUUGAACGAUCUUCACAUGAAGCGCAAUUCCAAAUAUUUAUAAUAGGGUUAUUUAAUUCCAACAAUUGUACUGAUACUGAUUUAUGUUUGUCUUAACUUUUGGUUUGGCAUAUUUGACGCAUGUCAUCCCGUACAGGCCGAUCAUUCCCGUAGAGAUAUAAGAAUAGAGUGAGGAAGGCGGCUCUAAAAGUGUCCGUCUAGUAGAAAGAGAAAGAAGAUUAGAGACCGCUAGCUAUCUCUCUCUCUUGUGACGCAUGGCAUCCGAUGGCAUCACAUCGAAAUAGUACGAUGCUUACGGUUGCCAAUGCGCAUGCGCGAUUAGAGAGAGAAAGAUAGCUGUCUCUCAUCUUCUUUCUCUUUCCAUUAGAGGGACACUGCCACUUGUAGUAGACUCUAUAUUUCCCCUACUCUAUUCUUAUACCUCUAUGCUCGUCACUCCCUGUGUCAAAUGGGAUUUCACUUACGAAAAGAUAGUUUUUUUGUGUUAAUUCCCAUUCGCCACAGGGGAUUUCUAUUUAGGAAAAUUUCCACUCGUCACCGUAGGGGACAAAGCUGGGGCUGACGAGCGGGAAUAACCGGCAUAGGCUGACAUGACGUCACAGGAGCCUUAUUUAUUCCUUUAUCCUUCGUAUUUGAAUAUAGAAAGGGACCAGCAGUUUUUGAUUAUGCGUCUCACUCACUCGUAUACUCAAUCAAAAUGAACGUUUUAGUAAUAAAAAAUUUGUUUCAAUGAAUUCACUCUCCAACACACAGUGGUCUCCUGUGCUAGUGUUGCGAUGGAAACAAUUGUAUUGUAAACAUUACAACCCUUUUAUUUUUAAAUGAAAUUAUACCAAGUUAAAAAGUGUU
Chilo suppressalis (striped riceborer) is the source of this 4092-nucleotide messenger RNA. Lineage: Eukaryota; Metazoa; Arthropoda; Insecta; Lepidoptera; Crambidae. The record is from the annotation of a GenBank genome assembly.